UUUUCCCCAUUUUCCCACGCCGGCCGAAAAUUUCCCAAGGUUGCCUAUAGGCAGGCGCAAUUUUCCCACGGCGCGUCAAAAUGGUGAGGAUUUCGCCCCACUUCGCCGCCGCUAUGACAUGUAGCCAUUUUAAUUCUGCAAUUGGAAUGGGAAUAAUUAAGUUGAGAAUGGAUUAAUUGGUGGCCAAGUGCGGUGCAAAAGACAAGGAUUACCAUCUCCAGGCGACUGUACAAGUGCUCGAGUGUCCUGGUGGCGUUGUGUGUGCGCUGGGGCGUGUGCGGAUGUGGUGCAAAGAGGUGGAAACACGGGGGUUGUGUGGAUGGUGUGUGGAAUUUUUGUGUGAUUGAAGAGGAGUCCUCGACUAUGGAGAGAGCGAGAUUCACAUUUUGAGAUUUACAUUUGCCCACGGUGGCCAGCAGUCCUCCGGCACCGAAUUGCGCCCAGCGACCUGGCAUGGUGUGUGGUGAUAUUUGCUAGAUGCUUGCGAUACGUUCGGCCGUCAAAGUGAGGCAUUUUUCGUAUCACGACGCACAAUGUAGAGGCAGAGAACCAGCAGGUGGACGGCUGGAAAGAAAAAGACACGGAGACAGCAAAUAAUUGUGGUGGAAAAUACGACGAUUAACAUUUUGUCGGAGAACUCUCUCUGGUUGUGUCGACGUGCCCGUGAAUUUCCCAUUGCAGUGCGCCCCAGUGUGGCUCUGUUGGGCCCCACGUCGGUGUGGCCCCGGAAAGCGCCCCAGUGAUUCCGGUGGAAAAAACUCGUAUUCCCCUCUUCCUCCCCCCAGUGCUGUGCGUGUGUGUUUACACUUUCCAUCGCGGAGCCUCUCCCACGAGCUCCGGGAUUCGCCCCAGAGAGCCGUGACUUGUCGUGUGCGGUGUGUGUGCAGUGCAAGGGAUCGCGCGCCCGCGAGAGAGAGAGAGAGAGGGAGAGAGACACUUCCGGACGGCGUGUCUCCGUGCCCAGAGGACAGACCCCAGAGUAGUCUCCCCAGCGAGCGAGCGUGCACGCUGGGAAAGUGGCGAGAAGCCGUCGAGUGUCCGUCUGGGCGACUUUCUGCAGCAGCACAGGAGGCGAAGUUCCAAUUCAUAAGAAAAAAGCAGCAGAAGAAGAAGUAUUUUUUGUUGUUGGUGUAUAUUAAGUUGCGGCGCGCACAAGGAGAGAGAAUGGGGCCAAUGCAGCAGCAGCGGAGAUGUUGAAUUUCCACAAUUACAACAUCAUCGCGUCGCGGCACAAAUGUCAUGAGAAUUGAGAUGCAAUUGCGGCAAACGACAGAGAAUCAAAUCAAAAUCAAUUUCACCAAUAAUAAAACUACAACAAAAUGUACAAAGAUGACGGAGGAGAGCGAUACUAUAAGAAAUGGCAUGAGUGUAAGUGUAAAUGGUGGUGGUGCCACACAGAAUGGUGCUUCCGGAUGCAAUAGUAAAACAUCAUCAGGAGGGCGAUUGCAAUUCUUCAAGGAUGGAAAAUUCAUAUUGGAAUUGGCGAGUGCACGAGAGAAUGAGAAUGGACGAACCGCAUGGGUUGCGGUUCCGAGGAAAACUUUCUGGCCACCAACAGCACCUCCCUUCACCAAUAACUACAACAGCAACAAUUGCAACAAGAAUGAGAGCUCCACAUCGCUGAGCUUUUCUGAUGACAACAGCUCGAUACAAUCGUCGCCAUGGCAGAGAGAUCAUUGCUGGAAACAAUUGACUCCGCGUCGCAACAUUUCACAGGAAAUGUCGAUGCUAUACAUCCGUCCUGUAAGUCUGCAUCUGUCCAGGGAAGGCAGGCGCCUGGCGAAGGUGAAGAAGCGUCGACCAUAUGAUGCCGCGACGGCUCUGCACAAGAUAAUCUUCGCCCGUUGUCACAAUGGUGUUGCUUCACCAAUAAAGUCUGAUGAGACGACUAAUGAUAAAGACUGUACCGAUGCUGCUGCUGCUGCCUCGUCAUCUGCUGCGGCGAAGGAGGAUGGCGAGUGCGAGAUGGCGGAGGCGCCUGAUGGUGAGGAAGUCGGCAAGAAGAUGGAUGAUGAGGUGGUGCACACAGUGAAAACGAUGAAGACUGUGAAAAUACUGAAGAAUAGAAUUCCACUGAGCACAAUAGUGCAAAAGCUGAUGGACAGACUUCCAACAGGACUGAUUUUGCUGACUAAAACGCCUGCCCUCGUGGCGAAUCACCACUUUUCGGCGUCAUCGUCGCCAAAAGUGGACAGUGGCCAUCAGCACGUGUCGCCGAGGAAGAGAAUACUCAGAGAGUUUGAGCGGGUGUCGCUGGAUGACACAUCAUCGCAAUCCAUGAAGCGCCAUCGUGCCAAGAACUCCACCAACACCGUGGUGGUGAGCUCCACGCGGAGUGUGGCAACGGCGGCGCCGGCCUUCCAGAGUGGCCCCAAUGUACCAAGUGCAAGUGCCACGGUGAUCAGUAAAACUGUCAUGCCGAAUGGAAGUGGUGGUCACGAGCCAACGCCGCCGCCGCCAGCCUCCCACGAGGCGGCGAGUGUGUCAUCGAGUGGAGCGGCCGUGUCGAAGCCCAUUAGCAGUUAUAGUAUUAUAUCAUUACUCGGUCACAACAACAACAGCAGCAGCAGUAGCAGCAAGACAAACGAUAAGGAUACUUCCACUAGUCAUGCCAAGGAGCACGAGUCCACAGUGUCACCAGCGAGUCCGUGCGGUGGUGACGUGCAGAAUAGACUGCCGCCGAAGAAGAAACAAUCACCACCGUAUGGGAACAACAACUGGUCACCAAAACCCUCCGCCACGGGCGCCGCGCAGCGCCAGAACAGCAGUCCGCUGUCCAAUGUGGGCUCACCGUCGUCGCACAACUACAACCUGAUGCGAUCGCCCGAUCUGAGUCCGAGUCCAGAGCAGCAGCACUCGCUGUCACGGUACAAAUCCCACUACACGGGACUCCACUACUCUGGCUCGGGUGGAACGCCGUCCGGCUCCUCGGCGGCCUAUCAUCCCUACUUGGCCACCCGCGGCAGUCCGUCUGGCGGCACGUCCUCGCCGUCUUCGGAGGCGUUCAACAGCCGCUACCGCUCUUCUGGCGGCUUCUUGUCGGGCUCACCGCAACACAAUCGUGCCAACAACAAUUCACCAUCGUCAUCAUCCCCAUAUUCGCGCUACUCGCCGAUCCCCAACACCACGGUUCCCGGAUCGUAUCACCAUCCGCCCGUGUCGCCGCAGCACUAUGCCGCCAAGGCGUCAUCCUAUUCGGCGAGCCACUACAGCGCCCCGCUGUCGUACAGCAACAAUCGAUUGCGCUCAACAUCCCCCUGUCGAUCGCCAUCGAUGCUGGACGCACAGCAUUCAUCACAGAAAAAGACUGCGCCAUCCGGCAAGCAGCCGCACAGAUCACCCGUGGCGUCGCCCAACACCCACGAUCCUUCCAGCGGCGGCUAUCCGGGCAGCACCUGUGGCAAGCGCACCACUGCGUCUCUAUCGCGCGACACUAGCAGCAAGUCUGACGGGCGGAAGUGCAGUGAUGAGCACGAGGAGGACAUGCGGAUGGCGACGAAGGAGGAGUGCCACGUGAAGCGCGAGACCACGCCGCCGGACGCAGAGCGGCCGGGCGGCGGCAUGAAGCUGUCGAGUCAGGAGCUGGAGUAUCUGGCGGCGUUCUCCAAGGCGAACUCCCACCAUCUGCUGUCGGGAAUCGAUAUGGCAUUCGCAGCUAUGAUCCGUCCGUCGCCGUAUCUCAUGUAUCCGCCCACGCACGGCGGAUCGCCACUGCAUCAUACUCAGGCGCCGCCCUACCUGCCGACGCUUCCCUUCUACAACCCCAUGUACCCGGCCGCGGCGGCUGCCGCCGUAUAUCGCCAGCAGUCGUGGCUCAACUAUCCACCCAUUCCGACAGCAUCGCGCCUGCCGUCUGCUAGUCUGCUCGCCUACGAAGCAGCCGCCAGCGGCCUCGGGCCGCCGGCUCCGUCCGCCGCCUCUCCGUCGGCCGCCGCGACCACACCCUGGGGACCUGUGCCGCACAGCCAUGGCAUCGAGGCGACCGAGAAUUCCGCAACCCUUGAUAGGAUCAAAGACGACCCCGGUUCAGAUGUCCCGCUUAAUUUAUCCAAACACUGAGAGUUUUGAAAAGAGGGUCCACAAAUAGAAUAUAGAAGUUUAAAAACAAUGUCGGCAAAGGCAUAAACUUUUUACAUGAAAACAUUAGAUUUUUAGGAAGAGAGAGAGAUCAAGAAAAGGUAAUAUUUUAUUACAACUAAUUAUAUAUAUAUAUUAUAUACAUUUUUAAGAAAGAAAAGAAAAUAUAUACAUACAUGCAUAAUUACAAUUAUUAACAAUUAAAAAUAUAACGUAAUAUUUUGGAAGUAAGAUUUGAUAAGAACGAAGAGAGAAAAAAGAGAGUUUUUUUUUGUAUAGAGAUGAUGCGAAGACACGGAAAAAAAUGAUGAAAGAGAAGAAAAUAUUUUUUAAAGCACACGCAUUAUUUGCUAGAGAGUAUAAAAAAGAGAUAUAGAGUGGCAUAGUAUCGAAUCUCAGCGCUAAAUUAUAGACUGAAUUAACAAAAAAAUGAAAGAAAACUAGAGGAGUGAAAAAAUAGCACGACAAAGAGUUAAAUGCAACAAAAUACACACAAUUUUUCUUUUCCAAAAGUCUUAGUGCCUUUGAAAAAGAAAUUAAAUACAAUUUGUAAUAUGAAAACUUGGUCUUAAACUGCAUGAAUAAGAAAUAAAAUAGAGCAGAAGAGGAAAAAAAUUACAUUAAAUCGCGUAACAAUGAACAAAACUAUUUAAGAAAAAGAAAAAUUAUGAUGAAGUUUAAAUAUGUUUCAUGAAAAGUGAGAUGAGAAAUCAUGAACCAACAUUUUAGAAAUACAAAUAAAAAAAUAUUAACAAAGUGUAGCGAGAGAGAGACAAAUAUUUUAGUAAUCAAUAUUAUUCUAUUUGAAGAAGUAAAUUUUGCGAAAAAAUAGGGCCUUAAGAAUAAAAUGAAAAGAGAUAAAAUGCAAAGAAGGAGAGAAAUAUGAAAUGGAAGAGAUAAAAUGAAGAGAAAAAAAAUGAAAUGAGAGAAAUAUUUUUAAUAUUUACUUAUUGAUCAAAGUUGAAUUUUAGCAUAAAAUUCAAACAAAAAAAAAACUUGAGGAAAAGAUUAAACAUGACGAAGUAAUGUGAUUAAAUUUUGUACAUAGAAGAUAUAAAUGAGAAAAUAUUUAUACAUUUAUAUACAUACAAAAAAAAAGAAAGAAAAAAUCAUUGAAAUGUGCAAUUAAUAUCGUGUAUUUUUAGAAGGAAAAUGAAAGAUCUUAAAUAUCAAAAUUUUUUCUAAUCCACUCCCAAAACAGGACGGAAAGCUUGUAAUAUCAAAAGAAAGAAAGGAA
Molecule: messenger RNA, 5314 nt
Organism: Phlebotomus argentipes
Lineage: Eukaryota; Metazoa; Arthropoda; Insecta; Diptera; Psychodidae
Gene: H
Product: protein hairless
Exons: 4
Coding region: 1240-4059 (939 amino acids)
Source: RefSeq, a predicted model, not a curated record